Molecule: messenger RNA, 1661 nt
Organism: Blepharisma stoltei
Lineage: Eukaryota; Ciliophora; Heterotrichea; Heterotrichida; Blepharismidae
Source: the annotation of a GenBank genome assembly
AUGGAACCUCAGCCAAGGGUAGAAAGCGAGCAAAGUGAUUAUCAAAACUCAGAAGAGACUAACUCCCUCCGUGAGCGAACAAAAAAUUUUUGUUGCUCAAGAAGGGGUUAAUUUUGUUUUAAAUGUAUAUUUGAAUUUUAUAGUAAAUUAUUUAGGAGCCCAAAUUGGAAAGCAAAUAUUAUUAAAUUUACAAAAUUUAUCAAGUUGUUUAAAAUUAAACAGAAUUAACUAUAGAUUUCAUUAAACUAAUUAUCACUUACAUAUCACAAUAUUUUUUCAUAAAAAAUGUUUGUUUCUCUCACUUAGAGCAAAAAAUAGGGAUUUUUCCAAUGGUUUUUUCGCUCACAGAGAGGAGUAAAGAAAUCAAAGCAGCUCGCUCACUCGAACUUGAACAGUCAUUAAGGAAUUUUUCUGGAUCAACUCGAUUCGGACAAACAGAAAUCGGAAAACCAAAAGUUGGCUUUCCCUCCUACAAAGUAGUAGUCCCGCUUUCUCUCUCCACAAGUUUGGUAUUUGAUUUAUUCAAAAAUGCCUGCAAUAAGCAUAAAUUCCAAAUUUCAGAGCAAACUCAGUCAUCAAUUACAGCUGAGCAGCAACCAUCAUCAUCAAUAAGAAAUUUGUUUUCUUGUAUAGUUCCUAUAAGUGAAGAAAGAAAGUCUCGAAACACCUCAGAAGUAAAAUUACUUAUAGCAGUCAAUGAAAGAGCUUGUACACGAGUUGUUAUAGCUAAAGGAAGCUCUGGUGUACCUAACAAAAUUCUCCCAAUAAUUCAAACAUUUAGAGAUGCUUUAGAAAAAGCAAUAAUGAAGGAGCAGCCUUCACCAUUAGAAAGGAGCAGCAGAAUGCCGAGUGAAUGAGAAGAAAUUGAGCCAGUUUUGACGAGCAAAUUAGAAAGCAGCUCUUACUACCAAUUUUCAAAAGUUUUGAGCAGCCAGCAAUAUGGAGUUGGAAAAUUAGUAGCAGAAUUUAUUGAAAAAUUCAAUGAUGACUAUGAAGACUUGGUAGAAGGCGCUGCCUUAGUUCCAAAACCUUUAGAAGACGUAAAAAAAAUCAUUGAAGAAACCGUUGAAGCCUUAUUUACACAUUUCAAUCUAAGCAACACUUCAAGUCAAAAAGUCAUGCAAUUCUGCCGGCCUGCAGUUGAGCGAUAUAUAUAUUCUAAACUCAUCAAGCAAUUACUAUCAAUGUACGGGCUAAAAUACCAGUCCAUAAAUCAGCGUUUCCAAGAUCGUAGAGAUUUUUUCCAUACAAAGAUUUCACAAGAAUUAAUGCAAAGUUUAGAAGUACAUUCUAUUUAGCUUAAACAAAAAUACCGGUUAAAUUCGAGUGAGCCGCCUUAUAUCCAAGCUAUCGAAACUUUAAAUUCGAUAGGGAUCCAGCAUACUCCAUUAGGGAAAAUUAACUGUUUAUUGCAAACAGCAACUCUGAUGAAAACGGCAGUCGUUGAUUACUGGAAAGGUAAAGAAGAGUUGGAAACAAUGGAUGAUCAAUUGCCUGUGAUCAUUUAUAUCGUUUCACAGACAACUGUUCAAGAUUUACCAUCAGAUUUAAAUUUCUUACAAGAUUAUAUACAUUUAGGAUUUGGGUUUGACAAUGAGCAGCGACUAUUAAUUAAUUUUGAUGGCGCUGUAAAAUAUAUUGCCGAUGAAUGGAAUUUCUAG